CAGCAGCACUUGGCGCCUCUUCGGUGUCAUUUUUUUUUCUCUCUUUUCUUUCGCACAAGUUAAAAGAGGAACAGAGGAAGCGUUCGACCGACCGACCGACUGACAGACAGACAGACAGUUGGGAGCCGGCGCGGGGUAGUGACGUCACAGUCCAAAGUCUCCUCUUCAUCGGGCAGCAGGCCUCGGGAUCACUGCUGAGCUCCGGAUGGGACCUUUGGAUCCGGGCCUGGGAGCAACAGUAUCUGAAAAUACUGCCUGACAUGGAUCUGCUUUAAUGACCGCAUGUGGAGGAGAGCAGCCCAUCUUCAGCACACGGGCCCACGUCUUCCAGAUUGACCCAAGCACCAAGAAGAAUUGGGUUCCCACAAGUAAACAUGCCGUCACAGUCUCCUACUUCUUCGACAGUACCAGGAAUGUAUAUCGGAUCAUCAGUCUGGAUGGAUCUAAGGCCAUCAUCAACAGCACCAUCACCCCCAACAUGACAUUCACAAAGACGUCACAGAAGUUUGGCCAGUGGGCCGACAGCCGGGCGAACACCGUCUACGGCCUUGGCUUCUCGUCUGAGGGUCACCUGGUCAAGUUUGCAGAUAAGUUUGCUGAGUUCAAGGAGGCAGCGCGGUUAGCAAAGGAGAAGUCCCAGGAGAAGAUGGAGCUCACCAGCACUCCCUCUCAGAGCGGCGCUGUAACAAGGAAUGUGUUGUCAGUCAGCAAACCUGGUAAAAAGAAGGAGUCGGCCCCGGGUGAUCUGCUGUCACCUUUGACCCCAGAGAGCAUCAAUGGUACAGUCGAAGAGAGAGUCACACCACAAAUGCCUCAACAUGCUGAAGCCAGAGCAGAGCCUUCCCAGAAUACACUGCCCUUCUCACACAGUUCAUCCAGCAUCAAUAAGCACUGGGAGGCGGAGCUUGAGGCACUUAAGGGGAACAACGCCAAACUGACAGCAGCUCUGCUCGAGUCCACAGCCAACGUCAAACAGUGGAAACAGCAGCUGGCGGCCUAUCAGGAGGAAGCGGAGAGGCUACACAAACGGGUAACGGAGCUGGAGUGUGUGAGCAGUCAGACAACCGUCAUCAAGUCUCAAAAGACAGAACUCAACCAAACAAUAGAAGAGUUGGAGUUGGCUUUGAAGGCCAAAGAGGAGGAGUUGGAGACGCUUAAAGCAGAGGUGGAGAGUGCCCACGAGUUUCAGUCGCAAAAAGACGUCCUUACUCAGAAACUACAGGAGUCGGAGACGAGGAACCAGACGCUGGAGGCCCAGCUGAGCGAUCUGGAGCAGCGUCUGGAGAGCAGCCAGCUGGAGAGAGAAGCCUUUCGCAAGAGCCUGCGCUCCCUGCUGGAGCUGCUGGACAGUAAGAUCUUCGAGCUGACAGAGCUGCGGGACACGCUGGCCAAGCUCAUCGAGGGUAGCUAGAGAGAGACACACACACACACACACACACACACACACACACCACAGCCUCGUGCAGCACUUACACAGAGCCACUCUCAUAAAAGAAUUCACCUGCAUGUUGGCACUCACGUUGUCACACGACAUGUAAAUCAACUUGAAUUCUCUCUUCUUCUUCUUCUUCUUUUCUCCACCACAUGUAUACGAUACGUGUAAAAGAGUAUGUUUACACUUUAUGCAUUAGCGGUACACACAUUUUGCUACUUCCACAUUGUUUACAAACUGCCAAGUGAAGAGGGCUCUGCUUGGGACAUGCCUUCCCUCCGCUCCGCUCUGGAUUAUUCGUGACUCUCU
Scophthalmus maximus (turbot) is the source of this 1741-nucleotide messenger RNA. RefSeq names its product homer protein homolog 1 (gene homer1). The transcript is spliced from 11 exons. Gene Ontology annotation, cellular component: dendrite; postsynaptic density; cytoplasm. NCBI's taxonomy places the organism in Eukaryota, Metazoa, Chordata, Actinopteri, Pleuronectiformes, Scophthalmidae. The record is from RefSeq and is a predicted model, not a curated record. Gene Ontology annotation, molecular function: G protein-coupled glutamate receptor binding. Gene Ontology annotation, biological process: G protein-coupled glutamate receptor signaling pathway; regulation of store-operated calcium entry. Bases 275 to 1411 code for a protein of 378 amino acids.